GAGAGGCAGCCACAGAGGGAGAGGUGACAGAGUAGAUUAUCCUCGUCUCCUCCUCUCCUCCUCUCUGCCAGCCUCAUCAUGUUCACGCCGCAGAUGUUGACUGUUAUCUCUCUGACUGUUAUUCUCCUGGCAUCUGUGGAAGGUAAAGGGGUGCAGAUGCAAAGGGACGUCCAGUGCUGCAUGUUGUACUCCCAGGGCAAGGUGCGUACCAAAGACGUGUUGCGCUUCGAGGUGCAGACGGAGGGGCCCGACUGCAGUAUACAAGCCAUCAUCCUUUACACAAAGAAGGCGGUGAAGUGUGCAGACCCCACGGACCGGAAGGUGAAGAGGUUGCUAAGAAAGCUCCUGUUGAGACAGAGAACCAAGGACCACAGAACCAUGUGGCUCCUACCUCGUGACAACCUGCCCGUCAUGUCCGAGAACAAGAAAGAUAACUGGGCAGUUCUCAAUGUGGAGUGAUGGAGCGCCAUCGGAUAUGGAGGAAAACUCAUAGUCGCCAAGAACGCCGUCAGCAGCUCGUCACUUUACACGGCACAGCUUGCUGAAUCUCCAGUCGUCUUGUGUGUCUCUCUCUAUCUACACUAUCCGUCUCCCCGGGACCAGACCCGGGCAGCAAUACAUUUAAAUGGCUUUAGAUAUUCAAAGAUGAACUGUGCUUGACAUAUUCUCAAGCACGUGGCUGGAACAGUCUCUGAAGAGGUGUAUUUACUUGUAAGAUAAGUUGAAUUGAUUUUUUUUUUUUUUUAAUGGCUCAUACUGUUAUCUGCCGGAGUCGGCCUGGAAGUGUCUCCCUCUACAACAUUACUUCUUGUGAGUGAUGUGAAAAAGGUGUAAUUAAGCAAACAAUGAAGUUGCAGUGAUCUUUCUUUAUUUCAUAUAAGAUACUCUCUAUGCUUAUUUGUGAAUUGUAUACCUUCAGUAAUGUAUUUAUAACACUGCACACACUGUUAGAUGGGUGAUCCCGAAGCGGGAUCAGAGAGAAGAUUUCUUCCUGUGUCACACAAAGGACAAAGGUUGCUGAUUUCUUUUCUGACAUGUAUCGACUCUUUAAAACCCAUAAAAUCCCGGCCAAUCUUCUAAAAAUCAGGCAUCUAUCAAAGAUUUAAAUGUCUAAGCAUUUGCAGUUUACAUUUGUCUUCUCCACUAAUAGUCCACGACUAAACUAUGCCAAAGUAUCCAUGAUUUAAUUCACUGUAUGGCAAGGCUGUUAAAACUUAGAGGGCUCAAUUGUGUGUGAAGCACACAAGUAUUGUAUCGUAGAAGAACACACUGUAUUAUCUCAAGUGAACUAUUUUAUAAAUUAAUCUGAAAUAAUC
This is a messenger RNA of Gasterosteus aculeatus aculeatus (three-spined stickleback), 1316 nucleotides long. It is a transcript of the gene ccl44, whose product is annotated as chemokine (C-C motif) ligand 44. The record is from RefSeq and is a predicted model, not a curated record. NCBI's taxonomy places the organism in Eukaryota, Metazoa, Chordata, Actinopteri, Perciformes, Gasterosteidae. Gene Ontology annotation, cellular component: extracellular region. Gene Ontology annotation, molecular function: chemokine activity. Gene Ontology annotation, biological process: immune response.